AUGCACCCACAAGCGCGAGAUCAGAUCAGCUCGGGGAGCUCGACUCCCGCAAACAGCCAUGAGUGGGAUUCUGAAGGCAAUGAGACUCUGGGCGACUCUAGAGUCGAGCGCGACCGCAGGGUCACUGACCUCGCUCGCGCGCUCAGCUCGCGAUCGAAACAGUCCGAUCACCCGCUCCCGUUCGAACCCGGAAAGGAUGGCCGUUUGGAUCCCCUGAGCCCUCAGUUCAAUGUCCGUGCAUGGGCCAGGGCCUUCUACGACGUUCGGUACAAUUCAGAAGAUGCCGCUCCUCCGCGUGUUGCCGGUGUCGCCUUCAAGAAUCUCAAUGUUGUCGGGUAUGGAACUCCAGUCGACUAUCAGAUGAGCGUCGGAAACACCCUGAUCAAGCUGCCCACCCUCGUCCUGCAGUUUUUCCGCGGAAAGAAAGAGAAGAUUGAGAUCCUCAAAGACAUCAAUGGGCUCCUUCUUCCCGGAGAGCAGCUCUGUGUCCUGGGACCCCCGGGCUCAGGCUGCUCGAGCCUCCUCAAGACCAUCGCCCAAGAGACGCACGGCUUCGAGGUCGACCCGGCCUCGUACGUCAACUACCAGGGAAUUACCCCGAAGCAGAUGUCGAAACACUUCCGCGGAGAGGCGAUCUACACUGCCGAGGUCGACGCACACUAUCCUCAGCUCAUUGUUGGCGACACCCUGUACUUCGCGGCCCUGACCCGGACCCCCCGCCAGAUCCCUGGUGGCAUGAGCCGGAAGGAAUAUGCCGUUCAUUUGCGCGACGUCAUCAUGUCAACAUUCGACAUCAGUCAUACCAUCAACACCAAGGUUGGAAACGACUUUGUUCGGGGUGUCAGUGGUGGUGAGCGGAAGCGAGUCACCAUUGCCGAAGCGGCGCUAAGCUAUGCGCCAUUGCAAUGCUGGGAUAACAGUACUCGCGGGCUAGACAGUGCGAAUGCUGUCGAGUUUUGCCGCACACUACGAACCCAGGGUGAUGUCUUUGGGAUCACCUCGUGUGUAGCCAUCUAUCAAGCUCCCCAGGCGGCCUAUGAACUCUUCGACAAAGUCACCGUGCUGUAUGAAGGAAGGCAGAUCUACUUCGGCCCUGCUAAGGAGGGCAGAGAUUACUUCGUCCGCAUGGGAUUCACUUGCCCGGAAGCUCAAACGACCCCUGAUUUCCUAACCUCAAUGUCCAGUCCGGUGGAGCGUGUGAUCACGCCGGGCUUCGAGCAUCUUGUUCCUCGGACAUCCGAUGAUUUCGCAAAGCGUUGGAAAGAAAGCCCUGAGUGCCAGGCACUUCUCGCCCAGAUCAGUCAAUACGUGGAUGACCAUCCUUUCGAAGCAGAGGACUUUGAACAGUUCGCCUUGUCCCGACAGGCUGAAAAGUCCAAAGGGCAGCGACCAAAGUCACCAUAUACGUUGUCGUACUGGAGCCAGAUCCGCGUGUGUCUCUGGAGAGACUUUCAGCGUCUCAAGAACGAUCCCAGCGUUACCCUGGCAAUGCUGAUUGGGAAUUUUUUUGAAGCUCUAAUUAUUGCAAGUGUCUUCUACAACAUGCCAGCAGACACCUCCUCGUUCUUUUCCCGGGGAGCUCUUUUAUUUAUGCUGGUUCUCCUGAGCGCCUUCUCCAGCAUCCUCGAGAUUCUCACCUUGUACGAGAAGAGAACUAUUGUUGAAAAGCACAAUCGCUAUGCCCUCUAUCACCCGAGUGCUGAGGCGAUAUCAUCAAUGAUCAUGGACAUGCCUUACAAAAUCACAAACUCCCUGCUCACCUGCCUUCUGCUAUAUUUUAUGGGAAAUCUCCGUCGUGAACCUGGGUCAUUCUUCUUCCUCUACCUGAUUGCCUUUGCGAUGAUGAUGGGAAUGUCCAUGUUCUUCCGCUUCUUUGCCUCGUUGACCAAGUCAAUGGAGCAGGCUAUGGCUCCCUCCUCGAUCAUCCUUCUCGUCCUUGUGCUUUACACCGGCUUUGCCAUCCCUGUCAGCUACAUGCGUGGCUGGGCCUCUUGGCUCCGGUGGUUGAACCCUGUCUUCUACGGAUUUGAAGCUGUGAUGUUGAAUGAAUUCCACGCGCGGGAGUUUCCCUGUGUUUCGUUUGUUCCGUCGGGACCAGGGUAUGAAAACGUUUCACUUGAACAGCAGGUGUGCUCGACCGUCGGAGCGGUUCCAGGGUCCACUGUUGUCCAGGGUGCCGACUUUGUGCGGUCCUCCUAUGGCUAUGAAAACAGCCAUCGGUGGCGGAAUUUUGGAAUCCUUGUCGCACUUAUAGUGUUCCUUGCUGGACUGCAUCUGAUCACCUCGGAGUUGGUGUCUUCCCAGCGCUCAAAAGGUGAAGUGCUCGUCUUCCGCCGUGGUAAAACACAGCAAACAAGGGCGAAGCGACAACAGGGUGAUGAGGAGCAAAUAGCAAGCCCUGCUGCUCUCAGUGUAAAGAUUGGCGACGAAGGGGUUGGCGACGUGGUUGGAGUCGAAAAGCAGAGCUCCAUAUUUCACUGGGAAGACGUGACCUACGACAUCAAGAUCAAAGGCGAACCGCGUCGCAUUCUGGACCACGUUGACGGAUGGAUCCAACCGGGCACUCUGACGGCACUCAUGGGUGUCUCUGGCGCGGGCAAGACCACCCUUCUGGACGUGCUGGCCAGCCGGACAACGAUGGGGGUCGUUGGGGGCAACAUGCUUGUGGACGGCCGAGUACGUGAUGAGUCCUUCCAACGAAAAACUGGUUAUGUUCAGCAGCAAGAUCUUCAUUUGCACACGUCCACUGUGCGCGAGGCCCUGGAAUUCAGUGCGCUGCUUAGACAGCCACCCCAGUACAGCCGUGCUGAGAAGCUCGCGUAUGUGGAGACUGUGAUUGAUCUACUAAACAUGCGAGAAUAUGCCGAUGCCAUUGUCGGAGUUCCAGGUGAGGGUCUCAACGUGGAACAACGCAAGCGACUGACUAUCGGCGUUGAGCUCGCUGCACGCCCAAAGCUUUUGUUGUUCCUGGAUGAACCAACCUCUGGGUUGGACAGUCAAACAUCAUGGUACGUCCAGCAGUCGACUGCUGGCGGGUUUACUGUCUGCCGACUGCCUAACCUCGCGCGUCAUUCCCCAGUGUCCAUCUGCAACCUUAUGGAGACUCUGACCAAGAACGGGCAAGCAAUCCUCUGUACUAUUCACCAACCCUCUGCGAUGCUCUUUCAGCGCUUUGACAGACUACUCCUCCUUGCCAAAGGGGGCAAAACGGUCUAUUUUGGCGAAGUCGGCGCUGGGGGCAAAAUCCUGAUGGAUUAUUUUGUCCGUAAUGGUGGCGCUCCUUGCCCAGCUGGUGACAACCCCGCUGAGCACAUGCUCGAGGUUAUCGGGGCAGCACCAGGCGCUCAGACCGACAUCGACUGGCAUGCUGUGUGGAGGAGCAGUCCCGAGUACCAGCAAGUGCAAAGUCGUCUUCGUGAAUUGAGGGAGCUGGUGAACCAGCCGUCGGCAGUGUCAGAUCCAAAUGACCAGUCGAGCUAUGCCGAGUUUGCGGCACCCAUGUCUGAACAGCUACUGCAUGUUGGACGUCGUGUGUUCCAGCAGUACUGGCGCACCCCGUCUUACAUCUACUCUAAGGGCUUGCUUACUGUUGGCUGUGCGCUUUUCAUCGGAUUUUCUUUCUUCAAAAUGGAGAAUACCCGGCAGGGCCUGCAGAACCAGAUGUUUGGGGUCUUUGUCUUUCUCUUUGUGGUUGUCCAGCUCAUCUUCCAGAUCAUCCCUUCUUUUGUCACGCAGCGAACACUCUACGAAGCAAGAGAACGCCAGUCCAAGACGUACGCAUGGCAGGCUUUUGUCAUAACCAACAUUGCUGUUGAGUUCGCGUGGAAUACAGUAAUGGCGAUAUUUUGCUACCUCGUGUGGUUCUAUCCUGUCGGACUCUAUCGCAACGCUGAAUAUACCGACACUGUACACUAUCGCAGUACUCUGACUAUGCUUCUCAUCUGGGCCACUUUUCUCUUUGCCAGCUCAUUCGCCCAUAUGUUGAUCGCCGGCCUGGGCAAUGCAGAGAUUGCAUCUUCCCUGUCCAAUAUCUUGUUCAUUAUGAUGUACGUCUUCUGCGGGAUUCUCUCCACUCCCGACGCUCUUCCGGGGUUCUGGAUCUUCAUGUAUCGCGUGAAUCCUCUAACAUACCUGGUCUCAUCUCUACUGUCCACAACACUGGGAGAGGCGCCCAUGCACUGCGCCGACAACGAAGUCCUGUCCUUUUCGGCGCCGGACGGAAUGAGCUGCGGCGAGUACAUGCAGGACUAUCAAGCUGCCAAUGGGGGCUAUGUGCUCAAUCCCGAUGCACGGGGCAGUGAGGCCUGCAAUUUCUGCACCGUGGAGUCCACCAGCCAGUACUUGAACAGUCUCAAUGUAAUUUUCGCCAACCGAUGGCGCGACUUUGGCCUUCUCUGGGUCUAUAUUGUUUUCAACACUGUCGCGGCCGUUGCCUUUUACAAGAUCUUCCGCGUGCCGCGAGUCAAGAAGGCGCAAUAG
This is a messenger RNA of Aspergillus tanneri, 4479 nucleotides long. RefSeq lists its product as uncharacterized. Gene Ontology annotation, biological process: transmembrane transport. Lineage: Eukaryota; Fungi; Ascomycota; Eurotiomycetes; Eurotiales; Aspergillaceae. Gene Ontology annotation, cellular component: membrane. The transcript is spliced from 6 exons. Gene Ontology annotation, molecular function: ATP binding; ABC-type transporter activity; ATP hydrolysis activity. The coding region runs from base 1 to 4479 and encodes 1492 amino acids. The record is from RefSeq and is a predicted model, not a curated record.